Molecule: messenger RNA, 1050 nt
Organism: Rhodotorula graminis WP1
Lineage: Eukaryota; Fungi; Basidiomycota; Microbotryomycetes; Sporidiobolales; Sporidiobolaceae
Exons: 8
Coding region: 24-971 (315 amino acids)
Biological process (GO): positive regulation of TORC1 signaling
Cellular component (GO): cytoplasm
Source: RefSeq, a predicted model, not a curated record
CCUGCAAGGACGAGAACCUGCGCAUGCUCGCGCCGAUCAUUGCCGCUUACCUCGCCCAGAAGGACACGUUGCGCAACGCCUCGUCCGAGUCCAACUACGCCGCCCUGUGUCGCUCGCUCUCGUCCGACGUCGAGACGCCCUGGGUCCGCGCUAUGUUCGCCUUCCUCGCCACGAGCGACUGGCGCGAGCUCGUCGACGAGAUGGGCCUGCCGCUCAAGGACCGCGUGGCUGUCGCUCUCAGGUUCCUGUCCGACAGCGAGCUCAUUCCGUUCCUGCAAGAGCUCGGCGACGAGGCGCUCUCGUCGUCCGACCUCGAGGCCGUCGUCCUGUUCGGCCUGCGCAACGACGGCCUCAAGCUCUUGAGCGCGUACGUCGACCGCUCGGGCGACGUCCAGACGGUCGCCCUCGCGUGCAGCUUCACGUCGCCGGGCCUGAUCCGCGCCGACAUGCGCGUCCAGCGGUGGGUCGAGACGUACCGGGCGCAGCUCGACCGCCUGCAGCUGUACGCCGCACGCGCCAUGUUUGACGCCGCGCGAGGUCGGCGAGCGAGGGCGGCGUUCGAGCAGGCGAGGCUGGCGGGCAGGAACGCCGAGGCCAAGGAGGUCGCCGGCGCGAUGAGGAGGACGGCGCCGCCGCAGAUUGUCGUGCGGUGUCAGUUCUGCGCGACCAACAUUGCGCCGUCGAAGGGUGCAGGCAUGCUCGGCGAACUGAACGAGGGCGGGAGGAGCACGGGAGGGCAGCUCGGCAUCAAGUCGACGCUCUGUCCGUCGUGCAGCAAACAGGUCCCGGCGUGCUGCAUCUGCCUCGAGCGACCAUCGCUGCACUCGUUCGACGCCCACGGCCCUGCGACCCUCUGCUGGUGCCAGCGGUGCCGGCACGGCGGGCACGCGUCGCACCUGCUCGCCUGGUUCGAGACGUCCGAGGUGUGCGCCGUCGCCGGGUGCGACUGCGAGUGCAACAGUGGCAGGUAGACGAGCUGGCGAGGCUGGGGAAUGUGGGAGCAAGCCGUGCACGGCGGUCGUGUUGUCAUAUCAGCUCUCCUUCCAUGUU